Messenger RNA from Macadamia integrifolia, 351 nucleotides. Its product is annotated as loricrin-like. The record is from RefSeq and is a predicted model, not a curated record. The coding region runs from base 1 to 351 and encodes 116 amino acids. The transcript has a single exon. NCBI's taxonomy places the organism in Eukaryota, Viridiplantae, Streptophyta, Magnoliopsida, Proteales, Proteaceae.
AUGUCAUUGGAGGCACAUCUUUCCCCGCCUACGAAUUCUACUGGAAAGGUUAUGGCAGAGGUGGUGGAUAUGAUGAUGGUGGCAGAAAAGAGGGAGAAGGUAGCGGAGAUGGUGGGGGGUGAUGAUAGAGACGAUGAUGUCAAAGGUGGGGUUGGUGAAGGUAGAGUGGUCAGCUGUGCAUGGAAUGGUGGAGGGGAUGAGGCCGGUGAUGGUGAUCGAGAAGGGGGAGGUGACAGUGGAAUAUGUAGAGGUGAGGAGGGGGGCGGUGAUGGCGGAGGUGAGGGAGGUAGGGAUGGGAGUGGUGAUUGCAGGGGUGAUGGGAGAAGCAUGUCAUCUCUUCGUAGACGAUAG